Messenger RNA from Nicotiana tabacum (common tobacco), 1146 nucleotides. The record is from RefSeq and is a predicted model, not a curated record. Lineage: Eukaryota; Viridiplantae; Streptophyta; Magnoliopsida; Solanales; Solanaceae.
AUGGAUAAAAGCCAAGAGGAGGAAUGGCAAAUUAAACGGUUUCUUUGCAAAGAAAAGGAGGCAAGGAAAACAGAAACUUGCCCCCUAGCUACUAUGCCUACUUCUCCACGCUCACAGAACACAUGUAUUAAUAUUACUAACAUUUUUGAGUCAACAUCAGAUGAUGAUGAUGAAGAAGAAGCCGAUAGAGAAUAUCAUGGAGAAGCUAACGAUGAUGAGGAGCAGGUUUUAGGAAAUGAGUUAGAGUUAUGUGAUGUUGAUCGAAAAAUGGAGAAUGAAUUCAGUGAAGAGGAUGUGGUUAUUGGUCCAAUCUCUGGAAUCCAAUUUAGAGAUAAAGAUACUUUGUUUGCAUUCUACAAAGAACAUGCUAGGAUUCACAAAACCAAGUUUACCACCAAGAGUAACAAUUAUAAAGCUAGGCUAGCUACUGUUUUGGAUGAUUCUGGUUGUUGGCGCGUCUCUAAGGUCGUUCAGGAUCACAAUCAUGAUUUGCUCCCAUCCAUAUCGCGCCUGAUGGUUGUACAUAGGUCCGUUUGUGAUUCUUUGAAGAGGGAUCUUGUAGCUCACGAUCGAUCUGGCAUUAGACCCUCCAAGAAUAUUAGACUUGCUGAGGUUCAACGUGGUGGACCGCAAAAUUUAGGUUUCACUCCAAAGGAUUGUAGAAACUUUAUUUUGAAGAGUAGGAAUUUUGAAGUGCAAGAAGGGGACGCACAGCCGCUGCUCAACUUUUUUCGUGAAAUCCAGGUAAAGGAUAGGGAGUUUUUCUAUUCAAUCGACAUUGAUAAUAUUGGUAGGUUGCAAAAUAUGGUAUGGGUGCAUUCACACUGUAAGAUAACGUAUGAGAAAUUCUAUGAUGCGAUAUGUUUUGAUACGACGUACCUUAUGAAUCGAUAUAAUAUGCCAUGUGCUACAUUUGUUGGCAUCAAUCACCAUAGACAGUCCAUCUUACUAAGAUGUGCUCUCAUGUCUCAUGAAGAUAUCGAUAGUUACAAAUUAGUUUUUAGAACUUGGCUUGAUGCCAUGGGAAAUGUUCAUCCAGAUACGAUCAUAACUGAUCAGUGUCAGAGCAUUAAGGUAGCCAUUGCUGAAGUGAUGUCAAUUUGGCAUAUAUUCUCAAAGUUGCCUCUUUACUUUAGUGGUUUUUGA